AUGUUGAUGUUGUUGUUGAAGAUUGAAGCUGAGAUUGAAAUGUUGCACUGCUUAUAUACGACGAUCAGAUCAUACGAUUAUACUACGUUCCUUAAACAUACAGAACUUUCUUCUCCUCCCAUCGACCUAGAUCUGAAUUCUCCUCGGACUGCAAUAUACAUCAGAUCAAGUGAACGGUCAACAAUCAUGUGCAUUCCACUCAUAUUCGGGUUCCCAACGAAAUUCAAGCAAGAUGCCUCUGAACCAGGUAGAAUGUGUCCAAGGUGUAACAACGCUGCUGUCGUCGGAGGAAGCUCAAGGACAUGGUUCGAGUUUUUUUGGAUCCCUUUAAUACCCUUCACCAAAUCUAGGAUAUGGAUAUGUACUAUAUGUCAAUGGGAGAUGAAACAAGGCGACGGACCUGAUCCUCAACCUCCUUCUCAGAAUAGAUGGGGUGGUGGGUAUAGACCACCUCCUCCGCCUCAGCAAUCCCAUCAGCCGGGAUAUGGUCAACAGCAGGUAUAG
Kwoniella mangroviensis CBS 8507 is the source of this 504-nucleotide messenger RNA. RefSeq lists its product as uncharacterized. The coding region runs from base 1 to 504 and encodes 167 amino acids. The record is from RefSeq and is a predicted model, not a curated record. NCBI's taxonomy places the organism in Eukaryota, Fungi, Basidiomycota, Tremellomycetes, Tremellales, Cryptococcaceae. The transcript is spliced from 7 exons.